AUGAAGACCCGUAAGUUAUACGGAUUGAUAAAAAAAGCGUAUUAUGAAAAAAGAAAAGAUUUAAUUUUUUACUUUUUCUUUUUAUUAAUACCUUUUUUGUUAGUAUCAUUUCAUUUGUUCCUAAGGAAUAUAAGUGAUAAGUAUUCGCUUGAAAUAUAUAACGCUACUCCAGAAAAUGAUAAAAUAGAUUUGAAUGACACAAUAAGGCAGUAUGUCUUAUUUUUGAGCAAUGAAUUGUGUUCCAAAGAAGUAGAAGAGAAUGUAUACAUAAAUCACAUCUGCGUGACACCAGAUGAUAAUAUUUCGAGGGCCUUUGUGGCCUAUGCAAACGAAGUUGAUCUGAACAUAUUUCGAGUGUACAAGAGUGAAGAAGAAUGUCUGAAGAAUUUAAAAUACGCUAUACAACUUAGAGCUAGCGAUUUAAGCAAUCUGAACAAGAAGCAAAAUGGAGGAAAAGAUGAAAAUAAAAAGAUUUCUAACUUAAUAUCCAUUAUUAAAAAUAAUUUGAAACAAAGCGAUUCUGUGACCUUGGAUGAACUGUAUGGAAAAAUACAUUCGCAAAAAAAUUAUGACGAUUUGUUAAGUUUACAUUUUGAUGAAGAGACAAAAAGAGAAAUUAAAAAAACAAAAUUAUAUAAGUCAUUUAUUAAGGAUAUGAAAAAUUUGAAAGAUGAAAGUAGUUACAAUGCUUUCUUCAAAGAUGAAAAAAAAAAAAUUUUUUUUUUUAAUUUUGUCAAGAGUAAUCUUAUUCAGACGAACAAAUCUUGUGGAUUAUUGGCCAUUGAAAAUGUCACAUAUUCAGAUGAAGAAAGUAAGUUGAGUUUUUCCUACGUUUUAGGGAGAAAGCCAAGUUGGGAAAUUAAGAAUGAUGCAAAAUAUAAUCACAUGAAUGGACAAAAUUCACGCAGAAAAUUUUCUCAAAAUGAUAGAAAUGAAAACCAGGUUAAGGGAAAGAACGAAUUUGCAAUUUACCCUGUAUUUUCAAAUGAACACAAAAAUAAAAAGGAUGUCAUUACAAAUGUGAGUUACAAAAUAAGAGUAGGAGAUUACGCUUUGAUUGAAUCUAGUGAGGAUUAUUUUUUUAACGAUAUUAAUAUAAAUUUAAAGCAGAAUUUUGUAAAUUUCAGCACCAUCGAUGAUUUGUCUUUUAACAUUUAUUUUAACGAAUGGUAUUACAGAAGUUUCUUCAUUGUGUUGGAGUAUCACUUUAAUUUAUUCUUGUUGAGGUAUAAUAGCAGCGUGCAGAUGGCUUAUAGUGAUCGAAUUGGUUCUUGCCCAAACGAGAAACGUGAUUCGAUCUAUAGCGAGAAAUACAAUUCUCACAGUAACGAAAAAUAUAAUUCACGUGUGAGAAUCUCUUCUCCAACCGAUUCAACAGACACGUAUUCAUCCGACAUGCCGAAGAAUCCCGUGGAAGGAGAACGACAGUCGAAGAGCACAUCCAUGCUACAUCUGAAUGAUUUCUUUUUAGUGAAAAUGCCAAUGAGGAAUAUGAAGAUAAACGCUUUUGAUGCGUUUGAAAAAAAUAUAUUUCGAGUUGUGAUGUUUUUGUGUGUCUGUCUAUUCAUUGUAAAUAUAUGCUUUGACAUCAACAAAGAGAGAAAAAUGAAUAUGGAAAAUUUUCUAUUUUGUUUAAAAAUAAAUAAAUAUUAUUAUUAUUUUUCAUGGCUUUUGUUUUACUUUCUUGUGUUAUUUGUAUAUAAUAUCUUAUUCAGUUAUAUAAUAUAUGUAUAUAUAUACAAAAGAUUUGUACAUUAUUUUAUUGUAUUCACAUGUAUUUAUUUUUUUAUGAUGAAUAGCUUAUUAUUUACCAUUAUUUGUAUGCAAUUUUCUGAUAAUAGUGUAAUAAAUUACAUUGCAUCCUUUUUAUUUUUUUUUCUCUUCUCUUCCUUCCGCUUAAUUAUACACUCAGGUAUUGGAAGAGUUUUGUCAUUCCUCGUUUUGUUAAUUCCUCACGCAUCCUUUUGUCUAGCAUUAGAUUUUUUUUUCAUUCUAAUUAAAAAUGAUAUUCCAGUUUAUUAUUCAGAAUUAUUUAUUAAAUUUGAAAAUAUAUCCCUAAUGCAUCUUUUCCUUCACUCUCUUUUAUCCUUUCUAUUGCUAAUCUGCAUAUUAACUUACAUGAUCUAUUAUCGAAACAACCACCAUGGAAUGUUAUAUCAAUGGACAAGGAAGAAAAAUAAAACUGUAAGAAAAAGUGAAACAAGUUGGGAUGAACGAGUUGCAAAUUCGAGAAAUACUUUUAUGUUACAGAUGGAAAAUCACGAAUUGAGUGAAAAAUUAUGCAAAGAGAGAUUCACCUAUCAUAUUCCUUCUGAAGAAACAAAACCAAAAAAAUUAAAGCAAUCACAAAAACCAGGAGAAAAACAAUAUAGAAACAGUGAAUUGAGAGAAGAACAUUACAGAAAUAACGAAUCAGACGAUUGCUAUUUGAUCAUAAAGAAUGUGAACAAAACAUAUGGAAGAAAACAUGUUUUGAAAGAUGUUUCAUUAACUUUGAGAAAUAACAGAAUAUUCGUUUUGCUUGGAGAAAAUGGAUCCGGAAAAUCAACACUCAUUAAUAUCAUAACAAAAAUGAUAACGAAAGAUUCAGGGGAAAUAAGCUUCUUUAAAAACAGAUCGAAAAAAAAAAAAAAAUUGAAUAAUCUUACAAGGGUCCUAGAUACUAGCGCUGAUAUACCAAAUAAUGGACAUAACAUCUUGACCAAUUUGUCUACUACCCUUCCCAAUAAAUGUAGAAAAAUUAUACAACAUUUAAUAACCUCUCCAAUGAUUGGAAAAAUUUGGAAGAAAAGGAAAAACGGAAUGAAACUGAGUUAUUGCAGCCAAAAUGUUAUUCUUUAUGAAAAUCUAACAUUUUUUGAAACGAUUAUAAUCUUUUUAUUAUAUUAUAAUAAAAAUAUUGAAAAAUAUUUAAAAAAAAAAAGAACUUUAAAGAUUAUGAACGAUUUGGAUUUAUCUCCAUAUCUGAAUCAUAAAAUUAAAGAUUUGAUAGAUGAUGUAAAAAAAAAAAUAUCCAUUUUUAUCUGUUUUCUUGUGAAAAGAGAUGUGUACAUUCUAGACGAACCAUUCAUUGCUUUGGAUAUUAAAACAAAGACCAAACUUUUCAAAUUUUUUGAUAAAAUUAAAAAAAAUAAUAUCCUUUUUAUAUGCACCCAUGAUAUUUAUGAAGCCAACUAUUUUGCGAACGACAUUGCCAUUAUUAAAAGUGGACAUAUUAUUUUUAGUGGAUCCAAAUCUCAAUUUCUGAAACUAGUUGAUUAUAAAUUUGUUCUUAAUAUUCGGUUUAACAAUCAAGAGACGGAAAAACAAUACCCAUUUUUCUCAAAUUCAGGAUCUAUUCAGGAAAGGUCAAUUCGGUCUGCGCGAGCGUCUAGAGAUGGACUUACUGGAGCAUCUAAAGAUGAUCCUACAGGAGAUUGUGAAAAACUACCAUCUAACCACAAUCGUAGCAAUUUAUUCAAAAUUUUAACUGAAGAUAUAAAUACAACAGAUAGAAAAAACAUAGAGACAGUAAAAAAACAUAUAAUAGAUUUUGUUAAAAUUAUGAGAGAAGAAAAUAAAACUUGUUUUAUAUUUUUUAAUUCCAAUUAUGUAUACUGUACUUACAAAAUUAACGAAACAGAAUCUUUAAAAAAAUUGCUCUACUUAUUGAGAAGGUUCAAAAAUAUUCUGACCUAUCAGCUAAAAACGAUUGACAUAUAUUACACGUACAUAUACAUCUACUCUUAUAGUGAAAAAAAGAACCUUUUGAUGAAUGUUCACGAUAGAGAUCUCAGCUACCUAAUAAAAAUGGAUCCUCUUUUUUAUCUCUUCUUCGCAAAUGUUAAAUAUUUCAAUGAGUUGAAUAAUAAUAUGCUAAUUUCUAAGAGUCAACAGAGUACCAAACAUUUACCAUCCGAUUUUGGAUAUCUAAGAGACAUUUUGAUCAAAACAAAAAAUAGAUGCAACUCUCAAUAUGAAUGUGAAAAGCGUGCCUACUUAACUGCACGUGAAUCUGAUGAAUUCCUUUCCAUACAUACUGCAGAUUGUACACCCAUAGUGCAAUCGCACACACAAUCAUUUACACAGGUGCAAAGGUGUAGACACACGAAAGACACGAUGAUGAGAGUGAAUAACUUCUACAUAGGAGGAAUGAUCAAAAGAUGGAUUAGCUUGUUCGCAACAUAUGUUAAGCCAUCUCUAUAUAUGAAAUUAAAAAAGGAUUUAAGCAACACCAGUUUUUACUGGUAUAAAUUUUGGGUUCCAAUAUUUUUACUAUCCCUAGGUUUACUCAUAAUUAAAUGCGUGUCUCUUUUUGGAAAAGUUAAAAAUAUAGAAUUGGAUUAUGCAACAAUUUCUUCAAAUCAUUUGAAGAAGAGUACAUUAAAUUAUUAUAUUAUUUAUACAUCUGAAAUGAUUUCACAUGAUGAUGAACACAAAAUGCAACAAGUGGUUUUGAGCACUGGAGACAAUAAUAAGACCCCUGUGGAUGUUACUUCCAAAUGGUUCCAAAAAUGGAACUGGAGGAGACAAGAAAAAAAGGUACAUCCAAUGAAAGAGAUAAAAAAUGACAUACAAGUAAAGAAGAAAGGAAGUGUUAAUAAUAUAUUUGAUUUCACAGAAAAUAACUUUCUGUAUUACAAUAAUACGAUAAAAUCUCUUCUGGAUAAACAUUGCAUAAAUGAAAAAAUUAGAUAUAUUGACGAAUUUAUUAAUGAAGACAAUUUGUAUGAACAUGUUAAUAAUUAUUUGAAAAAAAAAUCAAUUCUUGAGGAUGAUAUAUCGUUAGGCACGUACAUAUUUCAUAUUAAUGAAAAACAGGUUCAAGAUAACGAUUUAGAUACCAGUUCACAUGUAGAAAUGAAUAUAAACCUUUUUUAUAACUACACCUCUAUUCAUUCGUAUGCAUAUUAUACCAAUUCGGCCUUUAAUAUUUUAUCAGAUUUUCAAAACUCUCUCAUGAAUAGUGAAAUAAAAGGAAACAGUGAAAAAUGGAGCAUAAAAGAAAAUAUCGCGAAUGGAUCAUCCAAUCUAAACAAAAAAAAAAUAGAUGUAACUAAUGAACCAUUCACCAUAAAAUUUCAUGAAUACUUUCUAAGGGACUUCUACAUCAACAUGUAUGUGUUCUUGUCUAUAGUAAUAUUUUUUUGCGUUUUCUUUGAAAAAUUAAAAAACGAAAUUGAAUAUAGAAAAGUUUUCUAUCACUUCCAUGUGCAUAAAUAUGUUCAUUAUUUUCAAAUUUUGCUAUUAGAAUAUUUUUACUAUUUAAUAUAUAUUAUACUAUUAAUCACCGUUUUGUAUCUAUUUGAGUAUCAAGGAUUUGUAAUUUCAUCCUUCUUUUUAUUUCUAAUGCUUUAUGGAUUUAACACCUUUUUAUCUAUUUCUUUAUUUUCUUCUUUAUAUUUGCAUAGUUCCAUCCUUUUUGUAUUUAUAAAUUUCAUUUUUUGUGGAAUUGUUAGUAUAGUUAUCUAUGUUUUAGCCAUUUUGUCCUAUGCUUACAAUAAUGAAGUGUUGAUGAAUCUAUCUCAUGUUCUCGUCUGCAUAUUCAGAAUUCUAGAUUCCUUCUCCCUGUCCCAUGUUCUUAAUAUUAGUAGUUUAUGUAUUAAUAUGAAACGUCACAUGAAGCAAAUGGAUGAAAAUGUAAUGAAGGCAGAUUCAAGGGAAAUUUUCAAAACCAGUAAGAUUUAUACAUAUCUCUUUGGAACAUAUAAAGAUGUAUUUCCAUCAAAUCAGGCAACUAAAAAUUAUCCUGCAGGUGUUUCUGAAGUAAUGAAUGGAUUUUGUGGUGAAUCCAGUUCGUUUUACAACACUACAGGAGAUUUUUACUUCCUAAUAGUUAAUUGUGUGUUGUAUUUGCUUAUCUUGUUUUAUAAAUUGUAUAAACAUAACAAGGCUAGACAGAACCAGAACCAAAGCCAGAAUCAGGAUCUCAAAAAGGUAGAUGCAAAUGAACUUGACAGAGAUGUUAGAACCCAUUCCUCUUCCCAAAAAUAUUUCUUCUUCGUUAAACAUUUCUACUUGGCUAACAUGGCAUACAAGUGUGAAAAGGAUAAGAAAAAAAAUGGAUUCUUUAAAAUUAUCAGUUUUGUGAAAAAAUUCUUAGGAUUACAGAAAAAAAAAACAAUCGUAAAGGAUUCUUACAACUCAUUUGGCAACUCAGAAUCGGAGACAGAAACGAAUGCAAGCCUCGAUCAGCAUGAUGAGAAGCAAAAAAGAAAUGUAAAGGUGAAAUUGUCAAAACCAUUAGAUAAUCAAAGUUUCCGCUACGAGGAUGGUGAAUGUGAAGAAACCAUUGAAAAAAUGACAGAUCUGGAAAGUGUGUUGAAGGUGGAGGAUGAUUCCACAGCUGAACGACACAUUGGAAAACACUCCGCAGAAGAAAAAUAUAUACUGAAAAAUAUAAACGUAAGAAUGAAGCCAUACAAGAUAUAUACCUUUUCAUCCAUAUUUAACCACGACUUGAAUGUUCUUUAUUUUUUUAAGUUUUUUUUCUCCAAUGAGAAGAGGAAAAUUGGCAUCGAGCGUUACCACUGCCUGGGGAUCAACAAGGCCUCAAUGCAGAAUGGGAAAAGAGCCAAAAGUGGAGAAGCUGUUAAAAUUGGAGAUGCUGCCAAUAGUGGAGAAGCCUCCAAUAGUGGAGAAAUCUCCAAUAGUGGAGAGCCAACAAAACCUCGAAGAGAUAAGAAAAAAAGGAACAAGAGGAGAGGUAGAAAACACCCAAACAAAAACACCAAGUCAAGCAAUAAUAAAAACACCAUUAUCAACGAAGCAUUCAUAGCACCAAUGCAGAGGGAAGAUGAAACGAAUUACAAAAUUGUGCUCAUACCAGACAUGACAAUAUAUGAACACGUUAAGAUAAUCCUAACUUAUAAAAACAUAAUACUUACAGAUAUGGAACUAAUGUACAUGAUUCAUUUACUCAUGCUCAUCGUUAAUUUGAAAUGUGAUAUACAUCUAAGAUGCAAUGAGCUCAGUGGGGGGAUGAAGAAAAAAGUGGAAUUAAUUCUUAACUUGCUACGAAAUGAAAAAAUUAUUUUCCUCUACAAAUUGAAUGAUAACAUAGAUUUCUGUUCUCAGAUUUACAUAAAUACUAUUCUGAAGAAUAUCAUAUUGGUUAAUGAGUAUGACGAUAUGUUCAGCCUGGGUGAUCUAAGCGAACGCAGCAAAAACCACGUUAAAAGGGACUCACAGGAGGAAGGUGAGAUUAAUCAGGUGAUGCAUCAAUCCUGUACAGUGUACAGAGGAGACAAAUCAGAGAAAGAGAAAAGUGACUACAAUUGUGAUAGAUACGGAUUGCCACAGGAUGAAGGAAAGACGACGACGUGCCUCAUUUCGUCCAACAUGCAAAGUUCGAAUGAAAAUAUAAUAAACUCAUAUAUCAAGGAAAAUAUUUUGAAAAUUAAAUUUACUCCUAAAAUUUUUGUAAUUUAUACACAUAUAUACACAGACAUUCUUUACUAUGAUUAUUUAUACUUAUUCAAUAAAAAAAAAAUUACAUACCACAAUUGCACAAAGAAUAUUAUUACAACUUUCAAGAAUCAUUAUUCUUUUCAUGUAAAGUUGAAGGGAAUUGACGAAGCAAAGAUCCAUGAAUAUAUAAAAGUUUUCUUUUGCACCAACAAACGUGCGUUUCUGAAAUUUAGAAAAGUUGUGAAUAUAUUCGACCAGAGAAAUGCUAUAAUGAGGAAAAAAAGUGGAUAUGCAUGCCUUACUGAAGGCAAUCCGGCAUGUGACCGUGACGAUGACAAUGUCUGUGACAAUGAUCAGGGAGCCCAUGGCAUAUUCACAAACUCAACGAUUUCAUUCAUCGAAAAAAACGCAAAGAAGGGUGCGCUGAACCUACGCAACAUUUUCUACAUUUUUAAAACCGUCAAGAGAAAAAAAAAAAAAAAAAAAAAAAAAAAAAAAAUUUUUUUUACAAGAUUUCUCAAGUUUCACAAAGUCCUUCUCAAUCUAAUAAUGGACAGCAAAUCUGAUGUUAUUUUAUACCUAAACAGAAAUAAAUACAUUUCCAUAUUUCUGCUCUUCAAAUUUGUAAUUUGUCACUUAGCUUAUGCUAGUAUUCAAAAGUUUGUUCAAAAACAUAAGGAAAUAAAAACAGUUUACUCUGAGAUUACUAAGUUCAAUCAUUACUUUUUUAUUUUAAAGAUACCACACAGUAGGCACUUCUUCAAGUUGUUGGAAAUUAACCAAAGAAUCAAGUUCAGAGACAAGGAAAUACAAGUCCAACGAGUAAACAUUAACAAUGUCAAUGCGAACGAUAUUUUCCUCCUCCUCUUUAAGAAAUUGCUUUGA
This is a messenger RNA of Plasmodium gonderi, 8274 nucleotides long. RefSeq names its product ABC transporter. NCBI's taxonomy places the organism in Eukaryota, Apicomplexa, Aconoidasida, Haemosporida, Plasmodiidae. The record is from RefSeq and is a predicted model, not a curated record. The transcript is spliced from 4 exons. Gene Ontology annotation, biological process: lipid transport; transmembrane transport. Gene Ontology annotation, molecular function: ATP hydrolysis activity; ATP binding; lipid carrier activity. Bases 1 to 8274 code for a protein of 2757 amino acids. Gene Ontology annotation, cellular component: membrane; intracellular membrane-bounded organelle.